CAUUUAAUGCAUUUGGAAAACAAAAUGAGAAAGUCGGUGGUCGAUUGGUACACAUUCUAAGAUCGACUAUACAUUUGUAUGAAAAUGACAAAUGUAACAGAAAUCGAAUUUGUUGAUAAACCAAAAUUCUAUUCAAAUGACUAUAAAUCGUCACAUGCCUUGCUUGCGAGUUGAUAAGAAAUCAUUAGAUUCGAAAAAUGUCUAAAAUGUUUCGAAUUUCAUUGCAAUUCCUGCAUUUUUCCUUAGUUUUUUAAUAUCCAAAAUAGUCGAUUUUUGUACAAAUACCAGGUGUCCCUUGAUCAACAAUCCAAUCUAGUUCUCAUAGCAGAAAGCAGAUCGUGUCUCUUCAACAAAUUCAAAGAAAAAAUCAUUCAAAAAUGAUUCGUUCAGUGGUUUUUGUACUGUUUAUUUCAAUUGCUCUUACGCAAUGUUCACCACCAAACAAUAAAAACCCACCAUUGAAAUUGAACAAGUUGAUAAAAACCAAUUCAACAUAUGAAAAGCCGUUCGGAAGUGUGCAGAAUCACGCUACACCCUUUGAUGUUAUGAAAUUAAACAUUAAAAACGUCAUUCCUUAUUUUGAAGAAUUAGAAUACACAUUUGGAAAGCGAGUGGAAGGUGAUGGAAUAAUAGGUUUAUCUGUGGAGCUCAACUUUUUCGAUAGCAAAAAAGAUAUUGAAGUGAAUGCUGCAUAUCCCAACACUGGAUCCGGCAAAUUUAAUGUUACUUAUGUGCAAGCUUAUGUUAUCCAGGACACAAAGGACGGAAAUGUCGAAAUUGGAAUAAGCCAGCAAGAAAUCGGAGUUAAAGUCAAAGCCAAACAGACUAAAGUUAUUGCAUACCAAGUUGUUGUCUAUGGAAUCUUGAAUUAUUAAUUUAGCGCACUACUUCAAAAAUUAUAUACAUUGGAACCUCGAAGAGGACACUCGAUAUAACAUGUUUUAUAAUUGAUCGUAUUAUA
This is a messenger RNA of Sitodiplosis mosellana (orange wheat blossom midge), 961 nucleotides long. RefSeq lists its product as uncharacterized. The transcript has 3 exons. The record is from RefSeq and is a predicted model, not a curated record. The coding region runs from base 378 to 875 and encodes 165 amino acids. NCBI's taxonomy places the organism in Eukaryota, Metazoa, Arthropoda, Insecta, Diptera, Cecidomyiidae.